UCACUUUUCUCCGGGUGUUGUCCGCCUCCCCCGGCACUCACACUCACACACACACACACACACACACACACUCACUCGCGGCUGCUUCCAUGUCUCCGCGCUCGCUCACUUCAUUGUACUGACCGUGUGCAUCAAUUAAGCAGGAAUUAAGCCGUUUCGGGGCUCCGCGGGUCGCUCGCAGCACUUCCAGGGGCCACUGCUCGCCGCGGACGGAGCCGCAGAGAAGUUUUGAGUGCGGGGGAAAGCGGAGGGAAGCGGAACGCAGCUAUGCCCUCAGUGAUGGAGCGCUCGGGGUCCGGGGUCCUGUCCAGGAGCAGAGCCAAGACUGUAACCAACGGCAACAGCCUACCACACUCUGAGGAAGAGAGCAGCGAUGAAGAGCAUGCUCAUGACAGUAUGAUCAGAGUGGGAGGAGACUACCAGGCUCAGAUCCCAGAGUUCAAACCAGACAGUCCAACCCGCUACAAUGAGAAGGACCAGAGGAGCAUGUUGGUGUGGUGUCCCAACAGUCUGCUCUCCGAUGCCAUGUUGGAUGAGUACAUCCUGAUGGCUAAAGAAAAACAUGGAUACAACAUGGAGCAGGCCCUGGGCAUGUUGCUGUGGCACAAACACGACGUGGAGCGCUCACUGGCCGACCUCGCCAACUUCACCCCCUUCCCGGACGAGUGGACAUUGGAGGAUAAAGUGCUGUUCGAACAGGCCUUCAGCUUCCACGGCAAGAGCUUCCACCGCAUCCAGCAGAUGCUGCCAGACAAGCUGAUCUCCAGCUUGGUAAAGUACUACUACAGCUGGAAGAAGACCAGGACCAGGACCUCAGUGAUGGACCGACAGGCCAGGAGGCUGGUCAGCAAGAGAGAGAAAGAAGACAGUAAUGAUGAGUUGGAGGAAGGAGACCCCGGCAGUGACAGUGACUUUGAGAUUAACAACAAGAAAGAGGCAGUGAAACAGACCCCCAGCGCUAGCUCUGAGAAGCCCACCCCCAGUCGCUCUGGGCCGAUAAAGAAGGAGAAUAUCGGGGCCCAGUAUCGCCACCACCCACUCCGAGCCCGCCGCAGGCCACCGAAAGGCAUGUACCUGGAGCAGGGAGACAUCAUGUCCCUUUCAGCCUCUCAAGAUGCCGGGGUGCUGUCUGUACGACAGCUGGACACGACGCUGGUGUCACUGAAGAGACAAGUUCAGUCCAUUAAACAGAACAACAGUAGCUUGAAGCAGAGUCUUAAUGCAGGUGUUGAUGUGUUCCGAGCGGCUGAGCCUACCCCGAAGAUGAACUCUCGUUGGACCACAGAGGAGCAGCUCCUGGCUGUGCAGGCUAUCCGUCGUUAUGGUAAAGACUUUGCAGCCAUUGCAGAGGUGAUAGGAACCAAGACGCCAGCUCAGGUGAGUUCGUUCUUCGUGAGCUACCGGCGCAGGUUCAACCUGGACGAGGUGCUGAGGGAGUGGGCAGCCGAGCAGGUGGCCACUAGCCGCGACCAGAGGGACCCCAGGAGGAGCGGUGAGGAGAUCACGGCAGCUACAGACGGAGGUGCAGAGGAGGACGAGGUCAAAAUGGAGGACUUUCCCUCAGAUGCUGCCGACAGCGCCUCUCCCCCUUCCUCCACCCAGACUCCGUCAUCUUUCUCCCAGCCUCCACCGCUGCUGCGUCCCGCGCCUCCAUCGGCUCCCCCAAGCCUCCUCCGUCAGCCGCCUCCUCUUCAGACUCGCCCACUGCAGAACCGAGCGCCUCACAACCACCCGCCACCUCCACUCAUCCGUCCCGCGGUGACCUCCUCCUCCUCAGGGAGCUCCAGCCUCAGGGCUUCUCCACCCAGCUCCUCCUCCUCCAGCACUGCAGCGGGGCAGCUGCCUCCGUCACUGGUCGGGCUCAAAGUGGAGCAGUCCAACUCGCACUGAUGACACACACACGCAGACACACACACACACACACAGUAGGAGUAGAAGCACACAGACACACACACACAAGCAUGCAGACAAACCCAUUUCUCUCUCUUUUCUCAAAGAAAAUUCCUUCUACUUGUAACUGCAACGUUCCCAGCCGUUGUCUCUGGGAACAUGACACGUCACAUGUUCAAUCAAACAUUCUCGGGUCCCUAAGGUGACGUCUCAGUUCUUAAAAAAACGUGGCAGGAAGAGAGUGAGGGGCCCAGCAACAAAGUCCACUGCAUUGGUGAUCUGAGGCCCCUUCACUGUACUGACACACACCUACCUCCAGACCAUUGUUCUCUAGUGUAACACACACACACACGCAUGCACACACACCUCCUUGAACAAAAACAAGACAAAGACACUGGAUCAUCAAGCUGUUGAAGCCAUGACCACAGCGAGCAAACCCACCUGCCCAUCUCCAUGGCAACUGUUGAACAUCUGGAUUGCGGAGGAGUGUGGUUGAACAUGCACACACAUGCGUAUAUAUAAAUAUAUACACUGUAGGUUCCACUAGGCAGGUAUCAAGUCAUCCAAACAGCCUUCAGGAAAAACAAAUGAUAAAUAAAAGAGGGAAAGAAAAAAAGAGGAUGAAGAGUUUCUCACAUCUGAGCCAAACCUUCUCCUGAGAGGUCGUGUAAAUUAGAAACUCAUUUUGAUGGUGUGGAUAGUUAUGCCUUUUUUUCCUUUCGUGCUUUAAAACUCGGACCCUCACAGGAGCGAGGAGGUACGUCGUCAAAGAACCCGAGCGUCGUCCUGAGAGCUGCGAGUUUAGUCGCUUUUCGUCGUGGAAAUUCUGAAUCGGGCAAAAAAGACAAACCGAGAUCUCUCCUCUCAUAGCCAUGUAUUACUAGUAUUAACUGGAGUGAUGUUUUCCUGUUUCUUUGACUAGACUUGAGCUCUAGAUAGGCAGUCAGUGACUGUAAGUAGUUUAGCUAGUGCAUACUUUAUUAUUAUGAUGAUAAUUAUUGACUGAGCACGAAGGAGAAGAAGAGUCUGGACUGUGUCGGUCAUUUCAACCAGACGUGUUGCCACAGAUCUUCUUCACCAGUCCAGUGUUGGAGGUUAACACUGGUCGCUGUGACGAGCAGCAGAAUCAAACAUGAGCUUCUGUGUAACACGCCUGCUCUCACUGACUCUUCAUUCCUGGGAUGUUAUUCAAGAAGAAGGAAAUGUUCUGCCAAAGUCCUGUUAUUGCUUUAAAAGCACAUCGUCCCUCAGUGUUUGCUCAAGUCUCCAGACACUUCAAGAUGUCGUCUCGCUUCCUACACCUUAGACAUGAGCGGGUGACGAUAUUGUAAAUCAGUUUCCUGCGGAGAGUUGCCUCUAUGUCUUCAGGAUUGACGCUAACGCCAGCAGACGGCUAACUUAAAGGAAGUUGGUUGACAGCGAGACUGGUUCUAACUAGAGGUUAACAUCUGUCUAACUGUAAAUAAGGGCAUGGUCACACACAUGCAAAUAUAUCAGCGGUAAACCUUCUCCCAUUUACUUGUUAUCUGUGGGAGCGAGGGGGUGAAUAUAACAACUCUGACCCCUGGUGUUUGUUUUACAUUUACAUGUGACUGGGCCCUGAAGCUCUGAUUAACACAUUUGUUUGUUUUGUAACAAUAACCCUGACAAAUUGACCUAUACACUUCAACAGAUUCAUUAAAUUAAGUACGACAUGUUUCAUAUUGUGUUUUGUAGGAAUCGAUAGCAAGUGUUUGCUUCCCUCCAGUCUUACUGCUGCCUGCUGGUUGGAGCCUCAGCUGAUGUACAGACAUGAGUGUUAAGUUUUCUCUCUGCGAGUUGGCCAUUAACGUCCAUGUAUUCCUGUAGGUUCAGGUUUAAUCCAAAAUAUCACUGGCUGCUUGCGAUGACUCAGUUGAGUGUUUUGUUGUCAAGGUAAAUUCCAAAAGUUUUUUUUUCUUUUCAAAGAUGCGCAGACGGCUCGGUCAAGUCGUCUGAGUGCAGUUGUUUAAGUCAACUUUCUCUCUGGUGCUUUUAUUAAAGUCCUGACCUGUCUGGGCUCAGAGGGAGGAGGCCCCGGGGGGGGUCAAAGGGCACGUGGAAGGAGUUUAUUGCGGUAACGUGAAAAUCGUUUUGGACGACAAACUGUCCCGGAAACGCUGCGUUUGUCCCACAGUGCAGGAUCUCUGGCAUCUCUAGAAAACAAGUGAACGGCAUUUCUCCUUCAGUUCUUUCUCCUGCUGAAUCUCCCCUCAUAUUCCAGUUGCCUGUUGUAUCACCGCCUUCUCAAGCAGAUCUGUGUUCAGUGCUGGUGCUGCUGCUGCUUCCACAGUCUCACAUCGCUGCAGCCUCUUUGUCAGCAGAGGCCUCCAGGGGGCAGCGAAGCAGCUCAUCACCACACUUUGGCUUUAAAGCGUCUUUUCACUUUGCUCUGAGUCGUUCUUCUUCCCGUUGUUCCUUUGUUUGCAAAACUGCUUGUGUGUACUGUACGUGAGAAGCUGUUUACAUUGUGGAAACUGAACUACUUGUGUUUGACAGAUUUUUUUUUUUUAUAGAAUAAAGAAAUGACCAAACAAUA
Messenger RNA from Hippoglossus stenolepis (Pacific halibut), 4447 nucleotides. It is a transcript of the gene rcor2, whose product is annotated as REST corepressor 2. Gene Ontology annotation, biological process: negative regulation of DNA-templated transcription; regulation of transcription by RNA polymerase II. The coding region runs from base 268 to 1890 and encodes 540 amino acids. Gene Ontology annotation, cellular component: histone deacetylase complex; transcription regulator complex. The transcript has 14 exons. Gene Ontology annotation, molecular function: transcription corepressor activity. The record is from RefSeq and is a predicted model, not a curated record. Lineage: Eukaryota; Metazoa; Chordata; Actinopteri; Pleuronectiformes; Pleuronectidae.